AGCGUCGAGCGCGCAGCAUCCGUCUCAACUGCGUUCAAAUCCAACCGUACACAGCACUUUGACUGACUUACAUCACUUAAUACAACCUAACAUUGACAACGAUUGUUUCUAUAGCUAUGAUUACCAAUAGGAACUGACUGCUGACCUAGCGGAAAUAUAUACAAGAUUUAACCGCGGUUACGGCAUCGGUAAUUCAGAGCAUCGGGUUUCUACGCCAAGAGAUGAUCCGAGCAGCAAACCGCCGGUAAACGUGAUCAAGGAUUCACUUGACAUGCUGCGCUUUAUUGGAACAACACGAGUCUGUAAAUAAAAUAGGAAGAAAAAUCAAGAGUGAGAGAGGAGGCCGAGAGUCGUCAUUAUCAUGUCUCGCCAUCAAAGCCGAACCACCAGCCUGGAAGAGAAGACUGUCACGCCCAUUCACAAGAGCUCCACCUCCUCAUACAAGAGCUCCACCCCUACUCACAAGAGCGCAUCCUCGUCCUCUUCCUCUCAGAGAGACAGUCGACAGGAGACAGAUAGCUGGGAAAUCAUAGAGGGAUUGAAGAUUGGACAGACUCAUGUUCAGAGACCUGACAAACAUGAAGGGUUUAUGUUAAAGAAGAGAAAAUGGCCUCUGAAGGGCUGGCACAAGCGUUUUUUUGUUCUGGAGAAUGGGAUCCUGAAAUACUCCAAAUCUCCUGUAGAUAUUCAAAAAGGAAAGCUUCAUGGCAGUAUAGAUGUGGGACUGUCUGUGAUGUCCGUCAAGAAAAGAGCUCGACGUAUUGAUCUGGACACAGAAGAACACAUCUACCAUCUGAAGGUGAAAUCUCCAGAUGCUUUUGACAACUGGGUGUGCAAGCUGCGUAAUCAUCGUUUGUUUCGUCAGAACGAGAUUGUCCGUUCUCCUCGCGAUGCUACGUUACGAACCUUCCCUCCGUCUGCCAGUGCAGAGACGACUCCAUCCGGCACACACCAAAGCAAGGUUAAACCCAGCAGUCUGUCCUGGCAGUUACCUCCGUCUUGUAGUAAUGGACAGAGUAAAGUAGCCGCAUGGUUACAGGAGUCUGAAGAGAUGGACAAGUGUGCAGAAGAACUCGCCCACUGCCAGUCUAGUCUUCUAGAAUUAAGUCAACUGCUGAAAAGUCUGGAGAUCUUGCAAAGGACACAGUCAGCACCAAACUUCACUGACAUGCAGAGUAACUGUGUAGAUUUGAGAAAGAAAGAGAAGCGAGGCAGCCGAAGAUGGAGGACUAAAAGUGUCAGCAAAGAUGCAAAAUUGCAACUGCAGGUUCCCUUGAGUGCAAGUAUGUCUCAAGUGCGUCUCCACUCCUCUAACCCUAACCUGUGUGCAGAGCUGUCUGACUUUCAGACCCCUGUCACGCGUCUGACUAGCAGUAUGGAUGGCGCCAGUGACUACAUCAAACUGCAGGGGGAUUUCUGUGUCAUUGCUCAGAAAGUGCACUCCCUGCUGAAGUCUGCUUUCAACACCGUAGCCAUAGAGAAGGAGAAGAUCAAGCAGGUGUUGUCAGAACAGGAGCAGAUUGGCCAGACGUCUCAAAUUAUGACCCUUCGCCACUCUCUGUCACAGGCCCUGUCUCAGAAUGUUGAACUGAAGACCCGUCUGAACAGGAUCCAUUCAGAGUCGGUUCUGUCGGAGCAGGUUGUGAGUGUGAACAUCAUCAGCAGUCCUGACGAGGCAGGUGAGUCUCUUCAUGUGGGCGUCCCUCUGUCUCAGCAGAUGUCCAAUGAAAGCAGAUUAUCCAUGUCCGAGUCUGUGUCCGAGUUCUUUGACGCUCAGGAGGUUCUUCUGUCAGCGAGUUCAUCAGAGAAUGAGGCAUCUGAUGAUGAGUCUUACGUCAGUGAUGUGAGCGAUAACAUUUCAGAGGACAAUGCCAGCGUCAUAGAUAACGUUUCCAGACAGAUGCUGAAUGGAGAUGUGUCCAGUGGUGUGCUCCGAAAUGGGAGACGUACGUGUCUCCCGUCUCCCGCCCCUGACACAUCCAACCUUAACCUGUGGAACAUCCUGAAGAACAACAUUGGGAAGGACCUGUCGAAGGUUUCCAUGCCUGUCGAACUGAAUGAACCACUUAACACAUUACAGCACAUGUGUGAAGAGCUGGAGUACACAGAACUACUGGACAAAGCAGCUCAGACAGAUGAUCCCUAUGAACGCAUGGUAAUUGUGGCUGCGUUUGCAGUUUCUGGAUAUUCCUCCACCUACUACAGAGCAGGCAGUAAACCCUUCAACCCACUGCUGGGAGAAACAUACGAGUGUGUACGUGAAGACAAGGGCUUCUGCUUCUUCUCUGAACAGGUGAGCCAUCAUCCACCCAUCUCUGCCUGUCACUGUGAAUCACAGAACUUCACCUUCUGGCAGGAUGUCAGGUGGAAGAAUAAGUUUUGGGGGAAGUCUAUGGAGAUCCUUCCUAUUGGAACAGUGAAUGUCAUGUUGCCCAGUUAUGGUGAACACUAUGAAUGGAAUAAGGUGACGACAUGCGUACACAACAUUCUCAGUGGAAGACGUUGGAUUGAACACUAUGGAGAGAUUACCAUCAGAAACACACGCAACCCUGCCUGCAUCUGCAAACUUACCUUUAUUAAGGGAAAUUACUGGAGCUCGAAUGUGAAUGAGGUGCAGGGAUCUGUGAUGGACCAGGAGGGCAAAGUCAUUCACAGACUAUUUGGGAAAUGGCAUGAGGGUCUUUACUGUGGAGUUCCACCUUCAGCCAAGUGCAUCUGGAGACCAGGUGUUAUGCCCACAGAUUAUGAGCUGUAUUACGGCUUCAGUAGGUUUGCUAUAGAGCUCAAUGAGCUGUUUCCUGAGAUGAAAGAUCUUCUGCCACCAACAGAUGCACGUUUCAGACCGGACCAGAGGUGUCUGGAGGAAGGAAACGUUCAGAUGGCAGGAGCUGAGAAACAGAGAAUUGAAGAACAGCAGAGAAACAGGAGGAAAUGGAUGGAGGAGAACAACAUUAAACACCAGCCACGAUUCUUCAAAAAGGUUACGGACAGUAACCAAAGAGAGAGAUGGGUGUCUAAUAACACAUACUGGGAUCUGCGAAAGGACCCUGGAUUCCUCAAACUAGAAAACCCUGAUCUGUGGUAGGAUCCCAUCACCUGCUCUGAUGAUGCUUACUAUGCAGAACCCAACUGAAGAGGAGAAGCCCUGUGAUCUGCGACUCACUUCAGCAGUCUCCGCCUCCAUCAUCUCCAUAGUAACGCAGAGAGAUGCUGCUGUUGUCAGGGCAACAGUAAGAGCCGUCCACACGAAGCCACUUGCGCUUCCUUAUAUGUCUUUGCCUUAAGAAUUCGCUUCUCGACGACAUGGUUUUAAUGAAACUCAUUCAUUGACUGAAUUACAUCAUCGUGUCUACAGAAUAUUCUGCAUGUGUAGAAGGCAGCUUUCACGGGCAAUAUGUUAUACAAACACAUCAAAACGACAUGUAGACUUUAGUGGUAUUUUUCUAAAUGACCAAAAGGACAUUGCUGCUUUUCAGUUUAAGGCUGAUGAUGAUGAUGAGAUCGGACAAUUUCUUCUUCUUUCAGAUGGGCAGUUGAAUGAAUGUACUGUAUUGCAAUGCUUUUAUAAUUGUGGAAAUCCUCACAUUUUAAAUCCUUCCAAAGAAUCAAACUGAACGAGUUAAUGUGAUAUCGAUCCGCUGAUGUUGAGAGACCAGAGACCGAAGUCAUGGCUUCUCCUGUAUUUCUGUAGCUGCUGUUUAACACUUAAAGGUGCAAUGAAUCUACCAAUGGCCAGAAAUAAUCAUCAGCUGUACCAGCCCUGUCCCUGUUCAGAUAGUCAUCUGUAGUCCUGCUAUUGCUUAAACCAGAAUUUAAGCCUUAAAUUGAUAUAGAAACCACAUGUUAAAUGAAGAUGUGCAGGUGUGUAAACUCGCUGGAGCCUCUGCUGGCUGAUCAUCGCUACUGCAUCGUCACAAUCUCUCUCUCUACCUGAAAAGGUGUUUGAAAUACAGUACUCGUGUACUGCUUACUGCAUAAUACUUCUAAUACUGUAUAUGCUGUACUUCAGUAUGUGAAAUAUGUGCCAUACGCACAUAUUAGUAUGGAAGACUAAACACAUUUCACAUGGUAAUGUAUGUCUGUGACAGUUAUUUGACAUUUUCCCCUAAAUAAUAUGUUAAAGUCGUUAUUUGAAAAGUCACAAUCUGAAAAAAAUGUUUCAAGUUUAAAUCAAGUUCUGCAUUGCAUUGUGGGGUACGGUAUACUGUGUACUAAAUAUAGCAGGUCAUAUGCAGAAAACUGCCAUACACUGAAAGCCCUAAUGCUGUUUGUAAUGCUGUUCAUUUAACUUAUCAACUUACAAAAAUCAUAAAUUGAUUUACUUAGAGUCAAUACCUUUCAUUACACAUUGUUAUAUAAAGUUAAAUGGCAAUUUAAGUUCAGUCUUUACGAUCACCAAGUUAAGUGAACUCAAAGCUCCACUGUGUAGGAUCUACUCCCAUCUAGUGUUGAAAUUCUAUAUGACAACCAACUGAAUAUUACUUUCUAGAUCCCCCCCAUUCGGAAGCCACCAUAAACGUAGCUUAGACACUCCUUUAUCAUCAACGCGAGGAAAAAUAUACAGUAGUGUUAUGCACAACCAUGCUAUAGUUAGCCACUAUAUAGUUAAGCAACAAUAAAACUUCGAGUUUACACCAUAGACUGUAUAGUUUUAAACGAAUAUGCUGAAUUGCCUGUGGAGAAGAUAGAAAGCAGGCAACUUUGGCGUCUCUUGAGCCUCAUGAGCUUGUUCCAUCUUGGAAAACGACUCCAAUGUUGACUUUGGUCUUGUUGUUUUUCCUGUCGCGUUGUCGUUUUAAAUCUCUUUUUUGCUUCCUUGCCGACUCGUUUUAAUGUCCUCGAGAAUAGGUCUUCAACAGGCUUUCAAAUCAAAGCAUUAUGCUGCGUUUACACCAACCGCGUUUGAGGCGUCAAAAUCGCGUCUACCGCGCCUAGUUUGCCGCUUGAACAGUUUGAAUGCAUUCGCGCGGAAAAAGCAAGCAUUUGACGCGCGUCAGAGGCAAAAUCCACUUCUUGUGGGAGGGGCAAGUGCUAUGCGGUUGUCUGUUUGCAAGAUGACUGAUAUUGAUUGUGCAUUUAUCGAGAGAGUUACCGGUUUGUAUUUGGUAACCUUACUAUAGGGGAAAAUAAACGGCGCAGGUUGAUAAACGUCACGUGACUCAAAAGUGACAUUUGUAUUUACAACUUACCAGGUUGCCCAAUGUCCUCACUGACACUCUUCAAAGCGAGGUCCUUUUUAUUCCUGUCCCUAUAGAAAUAAGAGCUGGUGUCGUGUAGGUCCGGGUGACUGCUUACGGACAAGAUCAAGUGUUCCUUCAUGUUGAAUGAGUGACUCUGGGCGGGGUUGCCGCCACAGCACCAAGCAGGCUCCUGAUUGGUUAACGCAGCGCGAAAUUCCCCCAAAGAUCAAAUUUUUCAACUCGGGCGUCAGCCGCAAAUUCACGUUAAACACAAAAUGCACCAAUCGCGCGUACCGCACGCUCAAUUUGUGUUUGCUAAGAAUUAACUAAAAAAAACUACACAGUGGAACUUUAAAUAUUUAAGUUUUUUGGUAGUCCCAUUACUAAAUCAAAUUAAGGGAACGAGUUUACUCGAUCAAAUGAGUUCAGUCAAUUUAUUAGGGUUUUCAGUGUACACCGAAGACUUUCUGCAUCUUCUUGCUCAUUAUCGAUCAGACCAACAAAAGUUUUAGGAUUUUUACCCUGAAUUUUUUUCCAGAACAUGGUUACAACAAUGUGGAGUACUGCUUUUUAAAAUUUUAGGCAUUAUGUUAUCCAUAUAUAUUUUUUGAGGAAUGGUUGAUGAUUAAUUUCUCUUCUUUAAAGGAACAGUAUGUAAGAAAUGUAUAUCAAUUAAUCAUAAAAUGGCCCUGAUAUGUCACUAGACAUUAAGAAAUCAUUUUCAUUUCAAAUACUUGUAUUACUCGCAACAGUGGUCCGGCCAGGAUAUUGUCAUUUAAAAAGUGGAAUUGCAGCCCUCAACUGAUGUUUAUGUUGUCAUGUGGCUAAAACUGGUACUGCCAUCACAAAACUGGUGGCCAAUACACAAGAAGUUUUGUAAUUGCAAUAUCAGUUUUGGCCACAAUCCUACAUACUGUUCCUUUAAGCAAUCCAAGAUGUAAUUGAGAUUGUUUGAGCUGAAACCAUGAUGAUUUAUAAAAUAUUUACAACAUUGCUGUUCAUCUAUAGCCUCAGGCAAAUGACCCAGGGUGCAUCUGAAACAUCAGCUUUCUAUUGCAAUGAUGUUUGCGCACACAUCCGGGAUGGCCUUAGAAUGAGGAAAUUUAAAUAGUAUGCAGUAUACAGUUUAAGGGUGUUGUAUGCAGUAAGCAGAACUAGUAUUGUAUUCUGAACAUUGCGUUUGGUUGUUAACUGACUUUAGUAUCGCUCCUGCCAUUAAUGGACUUCUUUCAUGACACAAACAUUCACAACAUUCUUGCAUAAAUGGUUGCAUGAAUGGACACAUUUUUAUACAGAAGUUACUGGACUACAUCGAGCAGAUUUUUUGCCCUUAAGCAGAACAUAUAAAUAUAAAAAAAGAUUAUUUAAUGUGCUUUACUGUAGUUUUACUGUAAUGUUGGUAGAUUACUGAACAAGCCAAAAGCAGUGUAGACACAGUGAGAGAGCAGCUCACGUCUCCUGUAUCUCACUGUUUGAGUCUUUCACUGUGCCUUAACGUAUAUAAAAUCAUAUCAACACACUUUAACACACAGACACACUGAGCAACAGAUUCUCAACACUAAUGCACUUUUACCUGUCACAUUGAUAUCAUACACACUGAUCAAAUAUAUAUAUAUAUACAGUACUGAUAUGAAGGGUCUGUAAAACAAAGUAGAUAUAGUGAGCUCCAAAAGCAGAGUAAAAAUAAAAUGAACUUUCAUUUCAUACAUUUACACAAUCAUAUUUAACGACAUCAUCCACUUCAGUGCAAAAACCCAUGACGACAUGAACUGAAGAUGUCUUGUGCUUGGUGGAAAGGAGAUCUGAUCUUUCUGUGUGGAAAUGAUUAAUGGCCAUCAUUACUUUCUAUGAUUAGUCAUUUGUAAAUUCUGUUUGUUUGAAAAACAUUUAAAUGAAAGGGACAUGAAAGCGUACACUGUGGUUUUUGGAUCGUUUCUACUGAAUGCAUUUCAGUUUUGAAUCAUGCUUAUGUUUGUAUAAAGAGCAUCAUCACCAGCUAAACUAUAGCUCAUCUGAUUGAAUCUUUCUGAAGCAUACAGAGAUUAUUAUUAAGAUUGUUCAACUGGAAGAGGUUUUUGUUAUAUUUUAUGAUAAGAUUAGGUGUACUGAGUAUCAGCUGGCAUUUUCUCCCCAUUGCAUGAAAACAUGUGACAGUCUGCCAAUGAUGAUCUCUGAUGCCUUAUACAGAUGUUGAUUUUCUUGAUUGGGUUCAUUCAUUGACAGAUCCUGCACUGUGUGUAGGAUAAGAUGUUCACAGCUGCUGGACCGCUUUGCUUUAACAAAAGACUGAUGUACAACUGUUGUUUCUCUUGAUGUGUUAAUAGGACACCAAUGAUAUAAAAAAAUUCUCUAGACCUGCUGUUUCACAUUUACACUAAAUACAUACAAAUACAUAUUUAUGUUUUAAGCCAU
Misgurnus anguillicaudatus (oriental weatherfish) is the source of this 7592-nucleotide messenger RNA. The record is from RefSeq and is a predicted model, not a curated record. NCBI's taxonomy places the organism in Eukaryota, Metazoa, Chordata, Actinopteri, Cypriniformes, Cobitidae.